Messenger RNA from Acanthosepion pharaonis, 480 nucleotides. NCBI's taxonomy places the organism in Eukaryota, Metazoa, Mollusca, Cephalopoda, Sepiida, Sepiidae. The record is from the annotation of a GenBank genome assembly.
AUGGCCUCUCCAAUGCGCAAAACUAUCGUAGCGUGUCGCUACUCUGUUGAUAUACCAUCCCAGCGAACGAACUCUUUCUAUCUUCUGUGCAAUACUGACUAUUCCGGUUAUCUUCUGCGCAAGAUCAAUUAUUCCAAUUAUCUUCUGCGCACAUCAUAUGUUCCGGUUUAUCUGUACACUCCAACCGCUACAUUCUUUCACUUUCUCUGUCAUUCUCUGUUUCUUUCGCUCAAUGUUUUACUCUCUCACUCUGUCAAUCUAGCCUUCUCUCUCUCUCUAAUUAUGUUUAAUUUCUUCUCGCCAUUUUCUUGCUAUCUAAAUCGUUUUAUUAUCUAUCUAUCUAUCUAUCUAUCUAUCUAUCUAUCUAUCUAUCUAUCUCAGUCUGUUUUGUCUAUCUAUCACAUUUGUUCAUACUUAUCUAUCUAUCUAUCUAUCUCAGUCUAUUCAUACCUAUCCGUCUAUCUUUCUAUCUCAUUCUAA